AUGUUCUCUUCACAUUUUCUUCAUUAUUUUUUUUUUUAAAUUUUAUCCUGAACUUUUUCUUAAGGGCACAUAACCCACCAACAAAUUAAGUGAAAUACAAUUCAAUAAAAUAAAUUUAUUUAACCCUAAAGAAAAAAGAAGAAAUAAAAAGAAAAGAAGGUCUUUGAUUUUUCUCUGUAGGAAGUUGAAACUGGAGAGAGAGUUUCUUUUUUGACUUGCUCUUAUCAGUUUCAAUGAAGUUUCUUUCUCUUCCAAUAUUUGCUCAAGUGUUUCUGUGUUAAUUGAUUGUAGUAGGGCAAUCAACGAAAUGGGUUGUGUUGGAUCCUCACAUGCCAAAGGAGACGGGACUAUGAAGAAGAUACGAAAGCCAAAACCUUGGAAGCAUCCUCAGCCCAUAACGAAGUCUCAGCUUGUACAAAUGCGUGAUGAAUUUUGGGAUACUGCUCCUCACUAUGGUGGAAGGAAAGAAAUUUGGGAUGCUCUACGCGCUGCUGCUGAAGCUGAGCUAAGCCUUGCGCAAGCUAUUGUGGACAGUGCUGGUGUUAUUGUUCAGAAUGCUGAUUUGACAAUAUGCUAUGAUGAAAGAGGCGCAAAAUACGAACUGCCCAAGUAUGUUUUGAGUGAACCAACCAACUUAAUCCGGGGUGCCUGAGCACAGGAAAGCAAUUACCACCACUGUACACAGAUUCUAAUGUACAUCAUGUAUAUUAUCUCUUAGCAUAUCUAUAAAAGAUGGGGUACCUUAUGCAUUUGCUUUUGGAACUUUUUCUCUUCUGCUGCAAAAUACUGUUGUCAACUGAACAAGAGCCAACAAUUGUUUACUUUUAGUGAAAAGAUCUCAUAUUUCUUAUGAAAA
This is a messenger RNA of Ricinus communis (castor bean), 856 nucleotides long. Its product is annotated as ubiquitin domain-containing protein 1. The record is from RefSeq and is a predicted model, not a curated record. The transcript has 4 exons. Bases 308 to 652 code for a protein of 114 amino acids. Lineage: Eukaryota; Viridiplantae; Streptophyta; Magnoliopsida; Malpighiales; Euphorbiaceae.